Ctenopharyngodon idella (grass carp) is the source of this 6519-nucleotide messenger RNA. RefSeq names its product phoenix (gene pho). NCBI's taxonomy places the organism in Eukaryota, Metazoa, Chordata, Actinopteri, Cypriniformes, Xenocyprididae. The transcript has 2 exons. The coding region runs from base 1679 to 5266 and encodes 1195 amino acids. The record is from RefSeq and is a predicted model, not a curated record. Gene Ontology annotation, biological process: transcription by RNA polymerase I.
ACCCUCUGGUGCUCUUCGGUCACUUUUGACCGAAAAAUUUUGUGUUUUGAACUGUUAAAAAUCACAGCUUAAUCAGAAUGGUACGAAACUUGGUGACACUUAUGGCAUUUGGAAUGUGAACACAAAAAAAAUUGAGGGCAUGAUUCGAGUAUGCUAAGUGGUCGUAAAAAAAAAAUCACACUUUUGUUGUCUUUGGUCAGAAAUGACCGACCAUAGGAAAUGAAUGGGAAAUCGACAAAAAUUCUGAUAAUUUUUGUGUGUACAAUCUACAAAUCAGCCACAAUGCUGAAAAAAAGUACACAGCAGUAAAGAGAUGACACUCUAAAACAGGGGUAUUCAACUAAAAUUUAAAGAGGUCCAGUUAGAGAAAAUUUCUUGAAGCAAAGGUCCGGAAGAUCAUAAUGGUUCACUAGUUAGUGUGAUUAUAUAUUUAAGUAUCCUAGUAGUUGCAUCAACAUCUACAAACAUGUAAUCAAUUCCUGGCUGUCAAAUCAAAUUAAUUCAGUACAAUUCAAAAACUUUUUGACAAUAUUUGUCAUGUAACAUAGAACUGAACAUAUAUGUAUGACUGUAGAUAUAAUUUUCUCUCAUUAACUAAAUAAAGUAGGGCUACAUUUCAAAAUAAGAGAAAAUAAAAAAAAAAAUGAAAAUUGUGCUUGUUCAAAUGAAGUGCUUAACUUCAGAAAAAUAAAAUAAAGUGAGGAAAAGCUUGAAUUUCCCCUUUUCUGUUUCACAUCUUGAUUCAGUCUCAACCAAUUUUACAGAUAAUAAAUCUCAACACAUCUUAACAAUUGGACAGUUUUAGAUAUCACUUUUUUUUUUCUUUUUUUUUUCUUCAAAAUAAAGAGUUGUAGUAUAACCAGCAGGACAGCAGUGAGGCGUGAACUGAAUUUGGUGACAGCACAGUGUAUUACAGUGAAGUUAUUGAAUAUUUUUCAUAAUAAAAAAAAAAUCACAAAUUAUGCAAAAAAAAAAAAAAAAAAAUAUAUAUAUAUAUAUAUAUAUAAAAUAAUUAGCUAAACAGUAGCUUGUUGCUAAUGUCAUUCAAUUCUCGCCUGUUUCUCUCCCUUUCUCCGUCUCACUCGCCUGUUUCUCUCCCUUUCUCCGUCUCACUCGCCUGUUUCUCUCCCUUUCUCCAUCUCACUCGCCUGUUUCUCUCCCUUUCUCCGUCUCACUCGCCUGUUUCUCUCCCUUUCUCCAUCUCACUCGCCUGUUUCUCUCCCUUUCUCCAUCUCACUCAUCUGUUUCUUUCCCUUUCUCCGUCUCACUCGCCUGUUUCUCUCCCUUUCUCCAUCUCACUCAUCUGUUUCUCUCCCUUUCUCCAUCUCGCCCAUCUUUUUCUCAUCUUUCACUGGCUCAGCCGUCCGUUUCUCUCCUUUUGUUUUCUAUGUGUAUCGCUAUCUUUCUUUUUCUUUCUACCUUCUUUUCAUGUGUAACUUGCCUCUAACUUUCAUAUCUAUCUGCACUGUAGAGUCAAAGUUUACCGCCUGGGAUGCGCGGACUUGAUUGGCUGAGUGGUAUCACAUGGGAUGGCUUAACUUGCAUGCAGUUGGUCUGUGCGUUUCAUCAUCCGCUAAACCACUACCAUAAAGACUACAAAAGCUGCGCCCGUAAAAUAGAAGCGCCCCGUCAUGUUUUAAAUCAUAACCUUCUGUUUUGGCUGUAGGUCUGGGUCCGUAUGGGACGGCUUCUGGGUCCAGACACGGACCGUGGUCUGCCUGAUAAAAUGUUUGUUCCAAAUUACUGUAAAGGAAACUUAAAUAAAAAAUGGCUUCCACAAUCCAUCUUGGAGAGGAGGAUUCAGAAUUCACUGUCAAAAGACAACAAAGAACAGUUACUGAAUGUCAAUGGAAAAGGGAAGAAAAGAAAAACUAAAUCUACCAAGAAAAACCAGACAAGUGUUUCUGUUAAAAAACAAUCAAAAAAGAAAUGCAAAGUUCCCAAAAGCAAAGCUGUAGCCAGGACGUUAUCAGAAUCUUCCUGCAUCUCUCUCUGUGAGGAGCAGGGAAAACAACAUGAGACACAUGAGGUUUUAGCUUCAUGUUCAGAUGCUGAACACUCAGAUUCUUCCAAUUGCGGACAACCACUUAAUAAGCAGAUCAUCCAGUGUGCUGAGAACUCGCAUGGAAGUAAUUUAGUGGUAAUUGAAGAGACACAGACACACGCUGUAGAGGCAGUCAGUCGAAUGGAGCAUGAGGAUGACAUGAGGUCAGGAACUGACAGUUACCUGCCCAACAAAAGCAAUUUUGUUCCACCCCAAGGGGGAGACAUUUCUGUACAAAAUGAAAUUCAACACACUGACAGUGACAUUGGCUCAAUGGAUUUAUUCAGUUCAUUGAACAGUCAGGAGCAUAAGAACAAUCAAAUUCAUAAAACCGCAUCUAUUACAGCGAACAUAGAGGAGAGCGAUCAAGACAGUGAUGUAACUCAAAUAGAGACUGAGGGACAGUCUGAGUCUAUAUUUGGACCAGGAACACCCAGAUGGUGUGAUGGUGAACAUCGUGCACAUGAGGACGAUGAAAGUGACAUAACUCAAAUAGAGACGGAAGGAGAAUAUGUGUCUGUGUUUGGACCAAGAACACCAACCAAGCAGUUUACAAUUCAAGAUGUCAACAGUACCAAACUCUCUGAAUCCCAAAAGACAGGUCAGAGUUCUGUUGUCCUACAUACUGAACUGUUCUCAAGAAGAGAGGAUAAAACAAGGCAUAAAAAGAAAAAGAAAAAAACAAAGUCAAGCUUUCAUAAGGAUACUGAAGUUACAGGAAUAGAGGAGACUGUGACUGUGCAACCAUCAUCUAAACAUUUACCACUAGCUAAUGAACCAUUAAGAGAAGUUUACUCAAGUUCCUGUGAGCAUGUUAUCGUGGGUAAACAAAGAAGGAUGGUAGAGAUGGAAACAGAUACUCAAGAUAGUCCUUUGUUUAAAAAUGGUGGAAUGAGCUUUCUUAAACGAAAAAGAAAGGGUAAGAAGAAAAUGGGUGCUGCUAUUUUGAUGGAAUGUGAUACAGAUGUAGAUGUGAGUCAGAAAGUGAGCUCUGAAUUUCAAGCUGAUGUUGCUGAACUUAAAACAACAUGCAGAGAAAACAGGGAAUUAUUUGAUGUGGAGAAUAGAGUAACAAAUGAAGAGCAAACAGCAACAUCAGUUUUACAGUCAGAGGAGGCGUCUGAGCUCUUGGAGGAAAUUAUUUUAUCUACGUUUGCAGAUAGCAGUGUUAUCAAAAAGGCUAAGAAGAAAAAGAUGAAAAUGUACAAAUUAAAAGAGCGUGAGGAUGCAGAGCCUGGUGUAGAAAAUCAGUCAGUUGAGGCAGUCCAGUUCAAUCAGCCACAAACUACUGAGCUGACACUCAAAAGUACAAAAAAGAAGAAGAGGAGAAAAGACAAAGAGAGGACAAAGACUGCAUAUGUAGAGGAGAAUAGUGCUACAGACAUCCCAUCAAAUGGAACUUUGGACUCUGAUAGACCAACAGAGUUGAGAGUAAAUGAAGGGGAUCAAUCCAGUGAAGCUCCUGAGGCUGGUCAACCUAAGCAUAUGCAGACUUCAGAGGAAAUUGCAGGGUCUCUGUCGCCUAAUGUAACUAGAUUAAAAUCAGUGAAGAAAAAGAAGAAAAAAAGAGAUGAGACUGAGUCUCAAUAUGAAUCUGUUGAUCUGAAUGUGAGUUCUAUGUCUCAGUUUGAUGCUGGCCUCAGAGUGGUUGAACAACAGGAAGAUCAGGUCAUUGAAGAAAGACGGAGCAAUGACAAUGCAGCUGAACAUUUAGAAGGUAAUACAGCAAGUAUAUUAAAGGUUGCCAAACGCAAAAAGAAAAGACAGAAUGUAAGUUCUCCAUCUCAAAGUAAUGACGUUAUUGGACCGGAAAAACAAGUGUCAUGCAUGCAGUCAGAGAACGCAGCAGAACCAAAUAAUUUGGGUUCAGAUGACAUAGUUAUUACAAAGGACAAACAGAAAAAGGCAAAAAAGCAGAAACUAAAAGAGCGAAAGACAAUAGAGCUUGCUUCAGAUAUUAAGGACAUUGUGCAGAUUCAAUACAGUGAGUCACAAACUACUGAUAUGCUAUCCAGAGGAACAAAAAAGAAGAGAGCAAACAAGGACAGAGAAAGAACAGUUAGCUCAUCAAAUAAACACUUGGAGCACAUGGAUGAUAGACCUCCAGAAAUGAGAGGAAUUAAUGCGAUUCAGUCCAAUGAGGCCACUGAGACAGAUCAGAUUGAGCAUUUACAGUCAUCAGAGGGAAUUACAAGAUAUAAAUCACCCAGUAUAACUGUACUAAGCUCAGGGAAGAAAAAGAAGAAAAAAAGGGAUCAGAGUGAGGAACGUCAAUAUGAAUCUGUUGAUUUGAAUCUGGAUGUGAGUUCUGUCUCUCAGUUUGAUGUCACUGCACUGAGAGCACAAAAGAUGAUUAAAAGAAGGCAGAGCGAUGCAGCUGAAAAUUUCGAAGGUAAUGCAGCACAUAUAUUAAAUGUUGCCAAACGCAAAAGGAAAAGUCAGAAUGCAAGUGCUCCAUCUCAAAUUGUUGACAUAAUUGGACUGGAAAAUGCUGUAUCAGACUCACAGUCAACAAACACUGCAGAACUUGUGGAAAAAGCAAAUUCAUCUGGCCUUUCAGAUAACACGUUGUCCAGUAAGUAUAAACGGAACAAGAAGAAAAAGCACAAAAUAAAAGAGCAGGAGGAUGCAGAGCCUAAUGCAGUUACUCAUAGUGUGGACAGUGUUCAUUCGAUUGAGACGGAUCAGUUCAAUGAGUCACAAACUACUGAGCUGACACUCAAAAGAACAAAAAAGAAGAGAAAAGACAAAGAGAGGAAAAAGACAUCAUACAUAGAGGAGAAUGGUACUACAGAUAUCCUGUCAAUUGAAACUUUUGAAGCUAUUGAGACUGAUCACCUUGAGCAUUUACAGACAUCUGAGCAAACUGAACAAUGUCCCUCACCUAAUGUAACUAGAUUAAAAUCUGUGAAGAAGAAGAAAAAGAAGAAUGGCAGUGAAGAGUGUCAGUAUGAACCUGUUGAUUUUGCUUUGGAUGUGAGUUUGGUGUCUCAGUUUGAUAAUGUAACUCAUAGAUCAAAUACUCAAACUGUUGAAGAAAGGCCAAAUGAUGUUGAACAUUUGGAAAGUAAUACAGAAGCUAAAUUAAAUGACACUAAACACAAAAAGAAGCGGAAACGGUCAAGUUUUUCUAUUGAUUACAAUUCUGACUUCAACUCUUCUGCUGCACAAAUGCGAGAAACUGUAACACCCGAGAGGAAGAUGAAGAAAAAAAGAUUCUGAUUGCAUCACAAAUGUAGGCGGUGAAUGGACUUUGGAAUGUUCUUAUCAUACAGUGCAGUUUUUCUGAAAGGCCUCAGAGUUCAAUGUCGAAACCACCUGAGAUGAUUCCAAAGAAACUGAAGAGAUAAAAAAAGUGAGGAAAUGAAUGAAAGCAUAAGUCACAUACUGGACGAUAGAGCAGAAUUAUGGACAAAGGGGAUUGACUCAGUCAUACAACACAGCAAUGCAGACAGACAGGCCAGCAUUAUUACCUCAUUGUGAGAUUCUGGGGUUUCUGCAGAUAAUACAAAGGCGAAAAAAGAAGAGGAAGGCGUAAACUGAAAAUAAUAUUAAGGAAAUCUCCAUGUUUCCUAACACUGACUCGCCUAUAGCGGUAAAUUGAGAUUACACACCCAAAAGACUUGAAAAGCAGAGGCAAAGGUGUCAUGACAGAGCAGGUUCUGUUCAAACUGAGUGUAAUGGGAAUUUCUUUUAGUCAUACAAAAAACAUGAUACAUAUGAAGAGAAUAACCUAAAGGAGGGAUCAAGAGAAUCAUCUGCGUCUCAGACUGAUGUGUUGUUGCACAACUAACAUACGAAAAGAUGAAAGCACUGAGAGUUUCAUUCAUAAUAAUGGUGUAUUAGCUCUAAGAAAGAACACAGGAGAAGGAAAAUGAUAGAAAAUAAUUAUGCAGAGGUUGAUAUGUUGUGGUUUUAGACCUCAGACCUUUAGACCUUCAGAAGAAAAACAAGCCAAUCUUAACCUCUCUGACAUUCAAGAGAAGAUUAGCCAAAAGUAUUGGUAAAAGAUUUUCUGUUCAGGACAAAUUUUUAUUUAAUUUAUUUUUAGAUAAUUGUUUGUGAUGCUCAGCUUGAUUUCAUUUAAAGCAAGAUAAAAUAAUACAAAAAAGUAUUUUGGUAGUUCAUUGUUUUACAAAACAUAUUUCCUGAAAUAACAUACAUACAUCUGUACAUUUAUUAUUUUUCCUUUUGUUUUGUAGAAAUGUAUAUGAUCAAUGAUCUGGGGAUCUUUUAAAUAAGAAAAAAUAAAUUAAUUCAAUUUAUUCAUUCAUUGUGCAGUCAUAUUAUACAGUGUCAUCUAGAACACAGUAUCCAUUUUAUCAUCAGAAUCAGCAUUUUUAUAGAGAAUCAAUACAUUUGGUCAGUAUAAUUGUGAUCUUAGAGUAAGCAUAUAGUGUCCAUAAUGGUAAUGUACAGAGAAAUAAAAUGUAAUGGGAUUCCCCCAUGUAAUAAACACAUCUUUACUGACCUGA